This is a messenger RNA of Ectocarpus siliculosus, 270 nucleotides long. NCBI's taxonomy places the organism in Eukaryota, Phaeophyceae, Ectocarpales, Ectocarpaceae. The record is from the annotation of a GenBank genome assembly.
AUGGCCAAGUCUAGAGAAGAGGCGAACCACAAAAUUGACAAUUUUUUGGAGAAGAGGCGGGCGGAGAGAGAAGCCAGGAAAGAAGCGGAGCAGGCGGAGCAGCGCGAGAAGGUCGCGAAUCGCAUGAAGGCCAAAAAAGAGGAGGCCGAGCACAACAAGGUCUACAUCCCGCAACGGUUGGAGGAGAUUGAGAGAGAGCAGGCCGUGCUGAAAGACAGAAUGUCCGCUUUCAACACCAAGAUCAAAGACAAGGACAUCGAGGACCUGUAG